GGCCCCACAAACUUCAACAUAAACAAAACCUUUAUAGUUCUUCUUCACACAAACACUCUUCAGUUCAGAGUUUGAUUCCACAAAGCCAGAACAACAAUGGCAGAAACAAUCCCAUUCAAAAACCUCCACAGCAGAGAGUAUCAGGGCCACAAGAAGAAGGUACAUUCAGUAGCUUGGAAUUGCACUGGAACAAAGCUUGCUUCGGGUUCCGUUGAUCAAACAGCACGCGUGUGGCAUAUUGAGCCCCAUGGUCAUAGCAAGGUUAAAGAUCUUGAGCUAAAGGGGCAUACUGAUAGCGUGGAUCAAUUGUGUUGGGACCCUAAACAUGCUGAUUUGGUUGCCACUGCAUCAGGUGACAAAACUGUUCGACUAUGGGAUGUUCGCAGUGGUAAAUGUUCACAGCAAGCGGAACUUAGUGGCGAGAAUAUUAAUAUCACUUAUAAACCAGAUGGGACCCAUGUAGCUGUUGGGAACAGGGACGAUGAAAUUACAAUACUGGAUGUUAGAAAGUUCAAGGUCAUUCAUAAGCGCAAAUUCAAUUAUGAGGUAAAUGAGAUUGCAUGGAACAUGACCGGAGAUAUGUUCUUCUUGACUACGGGAAACGGUACCGUUGAAGUACUUGCUUAUCCGUCUCUUAAAGCAGUUGACACCUUGACAGCUCAUACUGCUGGUUGUUAUUGCAUUGCAAUUGACCCCUUGGGAAGAUAUUUUGCUGUUGGAAGUGCUGAUUCUUUAGUCAGCCUUUGGGAUAUUUCAGAAAUGUUGUGUGUGCGAACAUUCACAAAACUCGAAUGGCCAGUUAGGACCAUAAGCUUUAAUCACACGGGCGAAUAUAUUGCGUCUGCUAGUGAAGACUUGUUCAUCGACAUAUCAAAUGUACAAACGGGGCGGUCAGUUCACCAAAUCCCUUGUCGGGCAGCCAUGAACAGCGUGGAAUGGAAUCCAAAGUUCAAUUUGCUUGCAUAUGCUGGUGAUGACAAAAAUAAGUAUCAGGCUGAUGAAGGUGUUUUCCGGAUAUUUGGCUUUGACAGUGCAUAAUUUCAGUAUUACAACAUAUGCCGCUACUCGAGGUGUACUUUAUCUGUUAUUGAUGUUAUAACUGCUUUUAGUGUCAUCUUUUUCUCAAAUUUGUAAACUAAUGCUUUUGUUUAUUAUUUAUAAUGUUAAUUUCUAUUUCCAUCCUCACA
This is a messenger RNA of Helianthus annuus (common sunflower), 1187 nucleotides long. Its product is annotated as THO complex subunit 3. Lineage: Eukaryota; Viridiplantae; Streptophyta; Magnoliopsida; Asterales; Asteraceae. The coding region runs from base 97 to 1038 and encodes 313 amino acids. The record is from RefSeq and is a predicted model, not a curated record. Gene Ontology annotation, molecular function: protein binding. The transcript has 11 exons. Gene Ontology annotation, biological process: mRNA export from nucleus. Gene Ontology annotation, cellular component: THO complex part of transcription export complex.